This is a messenger RNA of Cephus cinctus (wheat stem sawfly), 1851 nucleotides long. Its product is annotated as protein RFT1 homolog. Gene Ontology annotation, biological process: dolichol-linked oligosaccharide biosynthetic process; glycolipid translocation. Gene Ontology annotation, cellular component: endoplasmic reticulum membrane. The record is from RefSeq and is a predicted model, not a curated record. Bases 82 to 1737 code for a protein of 551 amino acids. The transcript has 8 exons. Lineage: Eukaryota; Metazoa; Arthropoda; Insecta; Hymenoptera; Cephidae.
GAAUUGUCCUUAUAUAACGUUUAAUCACUUUGAAUGUUUCUAGAGCAUCAUUUCAUAGAGUAAAUAGAAACACGUUUAUAAAUGGCACAAGACAUUUUAAAAAGCAGCUUGGAAAAUGCUAGCUUCAAUAUAAUCUUUCAGGUACUAUGUCGAUGUGUAACAUUCGUUUUAAAUGCCUUCGUGGUACGUCACGUUGGUCAGGCUGUCUUAGGUGUAAUGAAUGUAAGACUCCUUCUUUUGGAGUCUAUGAUAUUGUUUCUCUCACGUGAACCAUUUAUGAAAGCAUGCUUGACCAACACUGCAGAUCACAAUUGGGCACAAGUUGUCAAUUUACUAUGGGUGACUGUUCCCAUAUGUGUCACUAUGUCUGUAAUAUUUGGCUACAUAUGGCUUUUUUUGCUAACAACUGCUGAAACUCUGCCCCCAUACUACACAUUUGCUGUUUGUGCAGUAGCUGUCUCAUGCAUAAUUGAACUGUGCUCACUGGUGAUUCAACUGAUUGCCAGUGCAUUUCUCUUUGUUAGAUUAAAAAUUGUUUUGGAUAGUAUCAUGAUAGCCAUCCGUACCAUGACUUUUGUACCUUUGAUUCUUUAUCGACCAGAAAAUGCUCUGUUUGCAUUUGGUGUGGCUCAGUUAGUUGCUGCUAUAUUUUACACGACUAGUCAUUACAUUUAUUUCCACUACUACAUCCAACGAUUAAAAUUUAAGCCAAGAAGAAAGAUGUCCCUGAGAGACAGUAGCGACGAAAUCGUCUCUAAAGAAUUUCCAUUCGAGUCUGUAUCGGACUUUUUACCUGGUCAGCUAAGAAAUAACGAUUCUUACUUGGAUAAGAAACUAUCCGUGUUAACAUGGAGUUUCUUUAGACAAGGUAUAUUAAAACAAAUUUUAACAGAGGGUGAAAGAUUAAUCAUGACUGUCAUUCCGGUAUUAACAUUUGCUGAACAGGGAACAUAUGAAGUUGUUAACAAUCUAGGCUCAUUAGCAGCUAGAUUUAUCUUCCGUCCCAUAGAAGAAAGUGGGUAUUUUUAUUUCACUCAGAUGGUUAGACGAGAUAAACCACUUUCCGAUCAGAAUUCAAGUAAAAUACAAGAGAGCGUCAAUGUUUUGACACAAUUAUGCUCAGUUGUAACUUCAAUAGGAUUGGUUGUACUUGUCUUCGGACAAUCUUACUCGUCGCUGCUACUGUGGAUGUAUGGUGGUUCAAAAUUAACAUCAUACUUACCAGUGCUUCUGCUUAGAACGCAUUGUCUAGCUGUUUUAUUGCUUGGUAUAAAUGGCGUCACAGAAUGUUAUACCAAUGCUACAGCCGAUAGUGCUACGAUUAAUAAGAGCAACCUCAUAAUGAUCUACGAAUCGAUUGCUUUCCUCUGUGCAUCUUACGUAUUUGCAACUUGGCUAGGUCCAGUUGGUUUUAUCCUGGGCAACUGUGUUAAUAUGGGCCUGCGGAUUUUACAUUCAAUGACGUUCAUUAAUAGGCGACAUCGCGACACUGUAUAUCGUCCUCUUCGAGGACUUGUGCCAAAACCAGUCUUUACUGCAUCUUUGAUUAUAGCAGCACUUAUUACCAAAGUUUCGCACGUAUACUUCUUUCCUGAUGAAAAGUUCAUGCACUUCCUUAUUGGAUUAAUAUCAUUCUUAGUGGUAUUGGGUUCCUGGAUGUAUGAAAACCAAGAGUUGAUCAAGCUUGGUGCAAGCAAGUGGCAUGAAAGAAGAGACAGACACAAGAAAAGCGACUGACCUUAAAUAUUCUUAAUGUUUGGAAUUUAUUCAGAAUACAAUGUGUCAUUGAAAUCAUUAUUGAGUUAUAUAUACACUUGUAAACACGUUAAUAAUUAUCUUUAUUUUACGUAA